Caenorhabditis briggsae is the source of this 1104-nucleotide messenger RNA. Gene Ontology annotation, molecular function: aspartic-type endopeptidase activity. The record is from RefSeq and is a predicted model, not a curated record. Gene Ontology annotation, biological process: cell death; proteolysis. Bases 1 to 1104 code for a protein of 367 amino acids. NCBI's taxonomy places the organism in Eukaryota, Metazoa, Nematoda, Chromadorea, Rhabditida, Rhabditidae. Gene Ontology annotation, cellular component: lysosome. The transcript has 6 exons.
AUGUUGAAGUCAAUCUUCUUCCUGGCUUGUGUUGCCUCCACUUCGGCAUUCGUGCUUCCAUUCCAGGUUAGACCAGCUGUGACUAACAUUACUCAAGGAGGACAAACUUUGGAACAAACUGGUCUUUACUUUGUGGCCAACUUGACUGUUGGAACUCCAGGACAACUCUUCACUGUUGUUAUUGACACUAGAACUGCCGAUCUCAUUGUUCCAGAUGUUUCUUGCAAAACUGAACUGAACUGCUACAACAAAAGAAAGUUCAACCAAUCUCUUUCCUCUUCUUACUAUGCCUACGGACAACAAGUCAACUACAAGAGCAACCUUGGAUCGUUCAAGGGAUUCAUUGGAAAAGAUACCGCUGUCAUUGGAGACCGCAAAACUGACUUGAUCACUAUCCCAGCUUUGAAAUUCUUGCAAGUUACCGACCUCGGACUUGGAAUUGAAGGAUUAGCUGCUGAUGGAGUUUUGGGAAUGGCUUUCACCGGAGCAUCGCAAAUUGGAGGAAACUCUCCAUUUGUUCAAGGAGUUCGCAUGGGAGAUAUCUCCAACACAUUCUUCUCCAUCUGGCUUGAGCAUUUCAAUCAGACUGAUGACCUUGGAACCCAUGGAGUUAUCUACUACGGAGGAUUCGAUCCAGUUCACUGUGCUCCAAACCCAAGUUACGUCUCACUUUCCUCUGCCUACACUUACCAGGUCACAGUGUCCAAGUUCCAAGUUGCCGGAAAGGCCGCCACCAACUCCCAAAACAAGUACAUUCAGGCAACUCUUGACACCACCACCGGACAACUCGCCAUGCCAUCACAAUACAUUAGCCAGGUCCUCGACUCUAUUGGCAUCAACAUGAACACUGUGACUGUCUACCCACCAAUUGUCCCAUGUGACACUAAGGUCACUAUUACCUUUGGAUUCCUUUCUGGAACCACCAUUCAAAUCACUGAGAGAGAUCUUGUCACAAAUGCUUUUGGAUCUGCCUGCAGACUUCAAGUUGUGCCAAGUGCCAAUCCAGAAAUCAUUCUUGGUAUUCCAUUGUUCCGUGGACGUUGCACAUACUUCGACCCCAUCAUGGAAAGAAUUGAAUUCACUCCAGCUCUUCUUCAAGAUUAG